AGCCCCUCUAAACGGUGCUGCUGGUCUGGUGUGGGUGGCAUGCGGCGCAGAGAUAGCAGCAGCCCUCUCUGUCAUCCCCACAGCCCCUCUAAACGGUGCUGCUGGUCUGGUGUGGGUGGCAUGCGGCGCAGAGAUAGCAGCAGCCCUCUUUGUCAUCCCCACGCGCCCAAUCCCUUCUUUCCGCUUGCUCCUCCCCCCCCCCUCUCUAUCCCACCCCUCUCCCUCCUCUUCCAGAGCCCCUCUAAACGGUGCUGCUGGUCUGGUGUGGGUGGCAUGCGGCACAGAGAUUGCAGCAGCCCUCUCUGUCAUCCCCACGCGCCCAAUCCCUUCUUUCCGCUUUCUCCUCCCCCCCCUCUCUAUCCCACCCCUCUCCCUCCUCUUCCAGAGCCCCUCUAAACAUUGCUGCUGGUCUGGUGUGGGUGGCAUGCGGCGCAGAGAUAGCAGCAGCCCUCUCUGUCAUCCCCACGUGCCCAAUCCCUUCUUUCCGCUUGCUCCUCCCCCCCCCCUCUCUAUCCCACCCCUCUCCCUCCUCUUCCAGAGCCCCUCUAAACGAGCCCCUCUAAACAUUGCUGCUGGUCUGGUGUGGGUGGCAUGCGGCGCAGAGAUAGCAGCAGCCCUCUCUGUCAUCCCCACGUGCCCAAUCCCUUCUUUCCGCUUGCUCCUCCCCCCCCUCUCUAUCCCACUCCUCUCCCUCCUCUUCCAGAGCCCCUCUACACGGUGCUGCUGGUCUGGUGUGGGUGGCAUGCGGCGCAGAGAUAGCAGCAGCCCUCUCUGUCAUCCCCACGUGCCCAAUCCCUUCUUUCCGCUUGCUCCUCCCCCCCCCCUCUCUAUCCCACCCCUCUCCCUCCUCAUCCAGAGCCCCUCUAAAUGGUGCUUCUGGUCGCGUGUGUGGCAUGUGGCGCAGCGUGUAGCGGGCCGGGCUGCAGCGGGGGUUGUGACUCUUAAGCCCCUAUUCAUGCCAUCCGUUGGUUCUUCUCCCACACUCCCCUUCUCCCGCCCCCCGUUUAACUCCCGCCCUCCUCUUCUCUCCUGCCACCCCCUUCUCUCCCGCCCUCCUUUCCUCUACCGCCCUCCCCUUCUCUCCCGCCCUCCCCUUCUCUCCCGCCCUCCCCCUAUCUCCCGCCCUCCCUUACUCUCCCGCCCUCUCGCCAUUCAUUCCACCCCGCCCUCGAUGUUCAUCCAUACCCUUUGGACAACCCUAAACCAUGUCAUGCAUGAUCACGGAUGUCUCAUGCUUCCCCGCAUUGUCAUACAUGCGCGCAAGAGGGAAACAGCGGGUCAGCUCGUGGGGAAACAACAGAGACGGGCUCCCGUUUGCCAACGGCCGGGCUUAUCAAAGGUUAAGAGGACUGACUGGAACGUCUCCAACUCCCACCGGAAGAACAGUGAAUGGAUGGGGGGUUUGCACUGUAAUGUGCGGUGGAUUAUCAAGGACCACUUCACACGCCACACCCCCGUGUACAACACAGACGUGAAGGGCUUCAAGUGGGGCGACCGUGGGCUGUAUGUUCACGAGUCAGGAUUUGAGGCCUUCCGGGGGAAGGCUGAGCUUGAUGCCGAAACGAAGGACCUGAAGGAGGAAGAAAAGGAGGAGGAGGAGGAGGAGGAGGAGGAGGAGGAGGAGGAGGAGGAGGAGGAGGAGGAGGAGGAGGAGGAGGAGGAGGAGGAGGAUGACGAGGAGGAGGACGAGGAGGAGGACGAGGAGGAGGACGAGGAGGAGGAGGAGGAGGAGGAGGAGGAGGAGGAGGAGGAGGAGGAGGAGGAGGAGGAGGAGGAGGAGGAGGAGGAGGACGAGGAGGAGGAGGAGGAGGACGAGGACGAGGACGAGGACGAGGAGGAGGAGGAGGAGGAGGAGGAGGAGGAGGAGGAGGAGGAGGAGGAGGAGGAGGAGGAGGAGGAGGAGGAGGAGGAGGAGGAGGAGGAGGAGGAGGAGGAGGACGAGGAGGACGAGGAGGACGAGGAGGAGGAGGAGGAGGACGAGGAGGAGGACGAGGAGGAGGAGGACGAGGACGAGGACGAGGACGAGGACGAGGACGAGGAACAGUGGGGGCAGGAGCGGAGGAAGAGGAAAAGGCACAAGAGACCUAGGGCAGGCGGGAGGGAUGAGGAAGAGGAUGAGAAACGGGGGGGGACAGCAGGAGAGGCAUCACAUACGUGCGAGGAGAGGCAUUGGUGGAGACAGCAAGGGGGGCAUCAGGGAAGGCACGCGUGGAUAGAGAAAGGGGGACAGCAUUACGGAGGGGAGUGGUGCAAGGGCCGCAGCAGUAUAGGCAUGACCAGAUAG
Messenger RNA from Closterium sp. NIES-65, 2284 nucleotides. Lineage: Eukaryota; Viridiplantae; Streptophyta; Zygnematophyceae; Desmidiales; Closteriaceae. The record is from the annotation of a GenBank genome assembly.